AUGGCCAAAGGCACAGAUGAAACAGAAAAGCUGCUGAAGAGAAUCCAGGAGCUGGAAGAGACGGUGCAAAGGCUAGAAGAAAGGCUUGUGGAAAACAGAAAGAGCACAGGUGGCGGGAAUGGCCUCCCAGCAUCAGGAAAGGGGAGGAAACAUCCACAGCGGCCGUUCGAUUUCAGCGCGUAUGGCCAGAGGCACGUGGCACUGAAGAUAGCCUACCUGGGGUGGGGCUAUCAGGGCUUUGCCAGCCAGGAGAACACGAACAAUACGAUAGAAGAGAAGCUAUUUGAGGCCCUCGGAAAAACCCGGCUGGUGGUCAACAGACAGACUUCUAACUAUCAUCGCUGCGGACGUACUGACAAGGGAGUCAGUGCAUUUGGACAAGUGAUCUCCUUGGAUCUCCGUUCAAACCUUUCAGAGAGUAAACCUGGAGUUGCCACAGAAGGUAAAAGUCGUAUUUCAGAGGAGAUCCGCUACACCCAUAUUUUGAAUCAGGUGCUUCCUCCUGACAUAAGAGUAUUGGCAUGGGCUCCUGUAGAUCCUAGCUUCAGUGCUAGAUUUAGCUGCCUGAAGAGGACCUAUCGCUAUUUUUUCCCCCGUGCUGAUCUGGAUGUUGCUCUCAUGAAUGCCGCAGCUCAGAGAUUUGUAGGGACCCAUGAUUUUCGUAAUCUCUGCAAAAUGGACGUAGCCAACGGCGUGACCAACUUUCAGAGGACAAUCCUGACUGCAGAAGUGAAGCUUGCAGACCAAGAAGGGAAAGUGGAAGACCUAAAUCCUUUCCAAAUGUAUGAGUUUGAAGUGACAGGCCAAGCAUUUCUCUAUCACCAAGUCCGCUGCAUGAUGGCCAUCCUCUUCCUGAUUGGACAAAGGAUGGAGAAGCCACAGAUUAUUGAUGAGUUGUUUGAUAUAGAAACCAAUCCUAGGAAACCACAAUACAGCAUGGCAGUGGAAUUUCCUCUAGUUUUAUAUGACUGUGAGUUUGAAAACAUCCAGUGGAUCUAUGAUCAUCAAGUCCAUGAAUUCAAUGUUACACGCUUUCAGCAGCUUUGGACCAACCAUGCUAUUAAAACUCAUAUGCUAUACAGCAUGUUACGGGGCCUGGAUUUUGCAAAGAUACCUACAGAGCCAGCUUCAAGCAACAGCACAACGAUUCUCUGGAGAGAGGUAACACCGCCAGUCCACAACCAGAUUAGUGCUUUAAUCGAGGGAGUGAAAGCCCGCAAUUACAAACCGUUAAUGGAUCGGCCCAAAUGUGAAGGUCUAGAAUCUCGCAUCAGUCAUUUUGUGCGCAGAGGACGCAUUGAACAACCAGAUUUGAAAAAAACAAAGCAUUCUGAAAGAGAAUCGGAAGAGCAAGUGGAAAUUAAAAGCAACCAGGUGGAUUCUAUAGAAUUGGACAAGGAAAUUCCAGAACAAGCUGCAAAAAGAAUCUGUAUUAGCCCAGACUGAAGUUUCCUGAUACUAUUUUGCUAUCUCCAAGCAGAUGAAAUUAUCUUUUACAGACAUUGAAAACUAUAAUGGUAAAUAAUUGGA
This is a messenger RNA of Candoia aspera, 1530 nucleotides long. It is a transcript of the gene PUS3, whose product is annotated as pseudouridine synthase 3. Bases 1 to 1446 code for a protein of 481 amino acids. The record is from RefSeq and is a predicted model, not a curated record. Gene Ontology annotation, biological process: tRNA pseudouridine synthesis; mRNA pseudouridine synthesis. The transcript is spliced from 4 exons. Lineage: Eukaryota; Metazoa; Chordata; Lepidosauria; Squamata; Candoiidae. Gene Ontology annotation, cellular component: nucleus; cytoplasm. Gene Ontology annotation, molecular function: pseudouridine synthase activity; RNA binding.